GAAAAAGAUAAAAGAAGAGGAGAAAGUAAAUGAAUGAAAACAGAAUAAAAUUACAACAAUUUGUAGAACGUAGAAUUCCUCUAAUAAACCCUUUUUAUAUCUAUCUUCCAUCGAUAUAAAUCUGCAUUUAUUAUUAUUAUGUAUAUGCACUGACCCCUAUUUGAGAUCGUCUGCUUCGGCCCUAUUCACCUUUUUCCUCCUUCCGUUACCCGAUCCAUCAAUCGCCGGAGAACCUCUGCCGUCGAUCGGAUCCUAUCAAUUUCUCAUAUAACAUGGAUCAACGAGACCAUUGUUAUUCAACACACCUAAUAGAUGGCGAUGGUACUUUCAAUGUUGCUGGAAUUGAUAAUUUCAUGAAGGAAGUUAAACUUGGUGAAUGUGGACUUUCUUAUGCUGUUGUGGCCAUCAUGGGCCCUCAGAGUAGUGGGAAAAGUACGCUGUUGAAUCACCUCUUUGGUACAAAUUUCAGGGAAAUGGAUGCUUUUAAGGGGAGGCAAGCAUCUCGUCUCAAACCACAAAAGGCAUAUGGAUGGCCCACUGCGUAGGAAUUGAACCCUGCACUAUUGUAAUGGAUUUAGAAGGCACUGAUGGAAGAGAAAGAGGAGAGGAUGAUACUGCAUUUGAAAAGCAGAGUGCUCUUUUUGCACUUGCAGUUUCUGAUAUAGUGCUCAUAAACAUGUGGUGUCAUGAUAUUGGGCGUGAGCAGGCGGCAAAUAAACCUCUAUUGAAAACUGUAUUUCAGGUUAUGAUGAGACUAUUUAGCCCUCGUAAGACAACUUUGAUGUUUGUUAUCCGUGAUAAAACAAGGACACCAUUGGAAAACUUGGAACCAGUUUUAAGGGAAGACAUUCAGAAGAUCUGGGAUUCUGUUCCUAAGCCUCAAGCUCACAAGGAAACUCCACUAAGUGAAUUUUUCAAUGUUGAAGUCGUGGCUCUCUCUAGUUAUGAAGAGAAGGAAGAACAAUUUAAAGAACAGGUGGCAAAUCUGAGACAGAGAUUUUUUCAUUCUAUUGCCCCUGGUGGGCUUGCUGGGGACAGGCGUGGGGUAGUCCCUGCUUCAGGGUUUUCAUUCAGUGCUCAACAGAUAUGGAAGGUCAUUAAGGAGAACAAGGACCUUGACCUUCCUGCACAUAAGGUCAUGGUUGCUACAGUACGUUGUGAAGAAAUUGCAAAUGAGAAAUUUUCCUCAUUUAUUGCAAAUGAGGAAUGGCGUCAACUUGAAGAGAUGGUACAAUCUCAACCAGUUCCCGGAUUUGGGAGGAAACUCACCUCCAUUCUUGAUGUUUGUCUAUCAGAGUAUGAUGCAGAGGCGACAUACUUCGAUGAAAGUGUUAGAUCUUCUAAGCGGCAACAGUUGGAGGAAAAGCUUUUGCAACUUGUCCAACCAGCAUACCAAUUCAUGUUGGGACACAUACGCUCUGGAACUUUGGAAAGGUUUAAAGAAGCAUUUGAAAAAGCCUUGAGUGGGGGUACAGGAUUCGCUAUUGCUGCACGUGACUGCACCAAGCUUUAUAUGACACAGUUUGAUGAAGCAUCUGCAGACGUGGACAUUGGUCAAGCAAAUUGGGACUCUUCUAAAGUGAGAGAUAAGCUUAGGCGUGAUAUAGAUGCACAUAUUUCUGCUGUUCGUACGGCGAAGCUGUCUGAACUUACAACAACCUAUGAGACAAAACUUAAUGAUGCGUUGUCUGGACCUGUGGAGGCUCUGUUAGAUGGGGCUAGUGAUGAUACAUGGCCGGCCAUAAGAAAGCUUCUCCACCGUGAGACUGAAAAAGCGGUUAGAGGGUUUUCUAGCGCACUUUCUGGUUUUGAAAUUGAUGAUGUAACAGAGGAGAAAAUGCUCUCGAGAUUGGAGGAUCAUGCGAGAGGAAUAGUUGAAGCAAAGGCGAAAGAAGAAGCAGGAAGGGUUUUGAUCCGCAUGAAGGACAGGUUUUCGACCUUAUUUAGUCAUGAUUCCGACUCAAUGCCACGUGUCUGGACAGGGAAGGAAGAUAUUCGAGCAAUCACCAAAACUGCUCGUUCCGCUUCUUUGAAGCUACUCUCAGUUAUGGCUGCCAUCCGUUUGGAUGAUGAUACUGAUUCUAUUGAGAAAACCUUGUCCCUUGCUCUCAUUGAUCCUAAUAGUGGAGCUGUUGCUAAUAGGAGUAUCUCAGGGGACCCUCUUGCCUCAAGCACUUGGGAAGAGGUUCCAUCAUCCAAAACAUUGUUAUCCCCAGUUCAAUGUAAAUCUUUGUGGAGGCAAUUUAAAACCGAGACGGAGUAUACUGUUACUCAAGCCAUUGCUGCACAGGAAGCUAGCAGGCGAAAUAACAACUGGCUACCACCUCCAUGGGCAAUUGCUGCAUUAGUUAUAUUGGGAUUUAAUGAGUUUAUGACCCUUUUGAGAAAUCCACUAUAUUUGGGCGUUAUCUUCGUUGGUUUCUUGCUUCUGAAAGCCCUUUGGGUGCAAUUAGACAUUUCUGGUGAAUUCCGAAAUGGAGCCCUUCCUGGAAUCCUCUCGUUAUCCACCAAAUUUCUGCCAACCAUCAUGAACCUUCUUAGAAAACUUGCUGAGGAGGGCCAAAGGCCUCCCAAUGCCAAUCCUCAACAACACAACCCAACUGCCCCACCAAAGAGCCUACAAAGUGGAACAAGUGAUUAUGGCGGUUUAUCGUCAAGUGCUUCUUCCGAAGUAACUUCAGGUGAAAACGGAACAGAAUAUUCCAGUCCUUCAAAAACACAAUAGGUUGUGUGAUCGAAGUUUGUUUGGGGAUUUUGACUCUCAUUCGAAACAAAGUCGACAUGGGCUUUGGGAAGAUUCAUUUCAUCUUUCGAGAAAAUAGAGGAAAAUUAGAGGAUAUUGAAUUCUGUUUGGUGUGUCUCAUGCAAGGUGCUGUGGUUUGUUAUAAUGGAACUUUACCCUUCUAAUAGAUGUCUUUUCCCCUUCAUUUGUAAUCAUUGUUCAUUGUGGUAAUCCUUUGUCUACAAGGGCUUUUUGGCGGCCUGGGUUUGUUUGUGUUGGUUUUCACCUUCAUUUUUGUUUGGUGUAACAUUAGUAGCCAAAAAUACAUGAAUUUAGUGACAAUGGGGAGCUUGUGGCCCAUUUUGUAUUUAACAGUUAUUUCUGUGACUGAGUGGAAAGAUUUUUGGUAAUAGAUUUUGCUUCAAGAUAUUUUCUCGGCAUGUCUACUCAGCAGUUUGAUUUGUUAUUUGGUACGGAAUAAUUACGAACAAUAUGAC
This is a messenger RNA of Striga asiatica, 3219 nucleotides long. The record is from the annotation of a GenBank genome assembly. Lineage: Eukaryota; Viridiplantae; Streptophyta; Magnoliopsida; Lamiales; Orobanchaceae.